GGUGGUCCACGGGAUGCACCCGGCUGUGGUUACUAGUGAACCGGGCGAUUGCCUCAGCCGGCAAUAAAUGUGCUUUGGUACCUGGGAGGUCUGGCUCCCCAGAAGGGGAGGGGAGCGAUUGUAAUCACUCCUUUGAGGGGAUCACCUGGGUCACUGUCGUGAAUUUCCAGAGUUGGCUUGGUGUAGUCAUGGCGGAAAGGAAAGGAACAGCCAAAGUAGACUUUUUAAAGAAGAUUGAGAAAGAAAUCCAACAGAAAUGGGAAACUGAGAAAAUGUUUGAGAUCAAUGCAUCUGACCUGGAGAAGCAGCCCAGCAAGGGCAAGUACUUUGUAACCUUCCCAUAUCCGUAUAUGAAUGGGCGCCUUCAUUUGGGACACACGUUUUCUCUAUCCAAGUGUGAGUUUGCAGUAGGAUACCAGAGAUUGAAAGGAAAAUGCUGUCUGUUUCCUUUUGGCUUACACUGCACUGGGAUGCCUAUUAAGGCAUGUGCUGAUAAGUUGAAGAGAGAGAUUGAACUGUAUGGUUGCCCCCCUGAUUUUCCAGAUGAAGAAGAAGAAGAGGAAGAAAUCAGUGUUAAAGCAGAAAAUGUAGUAGUUAAGGAUAAAGCUAAAGGAAAAAAGGUCCCAUCUAAGAUCCCACUUUGCAUUUAUUUGUCACAUGUCUGUGGUCAUCUCUUUAGCCUCCUCUGCCUCUUGUUUUGUAGUAAAGCUGCUGCUAAAGCUGGAUCUUCUAAAUAUCAGUGGGGCAUUAUGCAGUCCCUCGGACUGCCUGAUGAAGAGAUAGUACAGUUUUCUGAAGCAGAACAUUGGCUUGAUUAUUUCCCACCACUGGCUAUUCAGGAUCUAAAGAGAAUAGGUUUGAAGGUAGACUGGCGUCGUUCCUUCAUUACCACUGAUGUUAAUCCUUACUAUGAUUCAUUUGUCAGGUGGCAAUUUUUAACUUUAAGAGAAAGAAACAAAAUUAAAUUUGGAAAGCGAUACACUAUUUUUUCUCCAAAGGAUGGACAGCCUUGCAUGGAUCAUGACAGACAAACUGGAGAGGGUGUUGGACCUCAGGAAUAUACUUUACUGAAAUUGAAAGUGCUUGAGCCAUAUCCAUCUAAAUUGAGUGGCCUCAAAGGUAAAAAUAUCUUCUUAGUAGCUGCUACUCUCAGACCUGAGACUAUGUUUGGACAGACAAACUGCUGGGUUCGUCCUGAUAUGAAGUACAUUGGAUUUGAGACAGUGAAUGGAGAUAUUUUCAUCUGCACCCAAAGAGCAGCCAGGAAUAUGUCAUACCAAGGCUUCACCAAAGAUAAUGGAGUGGUGCCCGUUGUUAAGGAAUUAAUGGGGGAGGAAAUUCUGGGUGCAUCCCUUUCUGCGCCUUUAACUUGCUAUGAUGUGAUCUAUGUUCUCCCAAUGCUCACCAUUAAGGAGGAUAAAGGCACUGGUGUGGUCACAAGUGUUCCUUCUGAUGCCCCUGAUGAUAUUGCUGCCCUCAGAGAUUUGAAGAAAAAGCAAGCCCUUCGAGCAAAAUAUGGAAUUAGAGAUGACAUGGUCUUGCCAUUUGAACCGGUGCCAGUCAUUGAAAUCCCUGGUCUUGGAAGUCUUUCUGCUGUAACCAUUUGCGAUGAGUUGAAAAUUCAGAGCCAGAAUGACCGAGAAAAACUUGCAGAAGCAAAGGAGAAAUUAUAUCUCAAAGGAUUUUAUGAAGGUGUAAUGUUGGUGGAUGGAUUUAAAGGACAGAAAGUCCAAGAUGUAAAGAAGACUAUCCAGAAAAAGAUGAUUGAUGCUGGAGAUGCAUAUAUUUACAUGGAACCAGAGAAACAAGUAAUGUCCAGGUCUUCAGACGAAUGUGUGGUGGCUCUGUGUGACCAGUGGUACUUGGAUUAUGGAGAAGAGAACUGGAAAAAACAGACGUCCCAGUGCUUAAAGAACGUGGAGACAUUCUGUGAGGAGACCAGGAGAAAUUUUGAAGCUUCCUUAGAUUGGCUACAAGAACAUGCUUGCUCCAGAACUUACGGCUUAGGCACUCGCUUGCCUUGGGAUGAGCAGUGGCUGAUUGAGUCUCUCUCGGACUCCACGAUUUACAUGGCCUUUUACACAGUUGCACACCUGUUACAGGGGGAUGACUUGCGUGGACAGGCAGAGUCCCCACUGGGGAUAAGACCACAACAGAUGACUAAGGAAGUUUGGGAUUAUAUUUUCUUCAAGGCUGCUCCGUUUCCUAAGACUCAAAUCGCAAAGGAAAAAUUAGAUCAGUUAAAGCAGGAGUUUGAGUUCUGGUACCCUGUGGAUCUUCGAGUCUCUGGCAAGGAUCUUAUUCCAAAUCAUCUUUCAUAUUGGCUUUAUAAUCAUGUGGCUAUGUGGACAGAACAAAGUGACAAAUGGCCCAAAGCUGUGAGAGCAAAUGGACAUCUCCUCCUCAACUCUGAGAAGAUGUCAAAAUCCACAGGCAACUUCCUCACUUUGGGCCAAGCUGUUGACAAAUUUUCAGCCGAUGGAAUGCGCCUGGCUCUGGCUGAUGCUGGUGACACUGUUGAAGAUGCCAACUUUGUGGAAGCCAUGGCAGAUGCAGGUAUUCUCCGUUUGUACACCUGGGUGGAAUGGGUGAAAGAAAUGGUUGCCAACUGGAACAGCCUAAGAAGUGGUCCUGCCAGCACUUUCAAUGAUAGAGUUUUUGCCAGUGAAAUGAAUGCAGGAAUUAUAAAAACAGAUCAAAACUAUGAAAAAAUGAUGUUUAAAGAAGCUUUGAAAACAGGGUUUUUUGAGUUUCAGGCCGCGAAAGAUAAGUACCGUGAAUUGGCAAUAGAAGGGAUGCACAGAGAACUUGUGUUCCGGUUUAUUGAAGUUCAGACCCUUCUCUUGGCUCCAUUCUGUCCACACUUAUGUGAGCACAUCUGGACACUCCUGGGAAAGUCUAACUCAAUUAUGAAUGCUUCAUGGCCUGUGGCGGGUCCUGUGGAUGAAAUCUUGAUUCGUUCCUCACAGUAUCUCAUGGAAGUAGCACAUGACCUUAGAUUACGACUCAAGAAUUAUAUGAUGCCAGCUAAAGGGAAGAAGACUGACAAGCACCCACCUCAGAGACCCUCACACUGCACCAUCUAUGUGGCAAAGAACUACCCACCUUGGCAGCACACUACCCUGUCGGUUCUGCGUAAUCACUUUGAGGCCAACAGUGGAAGAUUGCCUGAUAACAAAGUCAUUGCUAGUGAACUAGGUAAUAUGCCAGAAUUGAAGAAAUAUAUGAAGAAAGUGAUGCCAUUUGUUGCUAUGGUUAAGGAAAAUGUGGAGAAGAUGGGGCCACGUGUUCUGGAUUUGCAGUUGGAAUUUGAUGAACAGGCAGUGCUUAUGGAAAAUACAGUCUACCUGACUAAUUCCCUUGAGCUAGAACACAUAGAAGUCAAGUUUGCCUCUGAAGCAGAAGAUAAAGUCAGGGAAGACUGUUGUCCUGGGAAACCACUUAAUGUUUUUAGAACGGAACCUGGUGUGCCAGUUUCUCUAGUAAAUCCCCAGCCAUCCAGUGGUCACUUCUCAACCAAAAUUGAAAUCAGGCAAGGGGAUAACUGUGAUUCUAUAAUCAGGCGUUUAAUGAAAGCGGAGCGAGGAAUAAAAGACCUUUCCAAAGUGAAACUGAUGAGAUUUGAUGAUCCACUGUUGGGGCCUCGGCGAAUACCUGUCCUGGGAAAAGAACACACUGAGAAGACUCCCAUUUCUGAGCAUGCUGUUUUCCACGUGGAUCUCAUGAGCAAGAAAAUUCAUCUCACUGAAAAUGGGCUACAGGCAGAUAUCGGCGAUACAAUUAUCUACCUGGUUCAUUAAACGCAUGGAGGGCCGGGAAUUUAGCUCAGUGGUUCCAGCGCCUGCCUCACAAGCACAAGGUCCCGAGUUCGAUCCCCAGUACCAAAAAAAAAAAUCAGCAUUUGCUCUUAAAUAAAAAAACGCAUGGAAACUGGAAAUUUGCCAAGGUCUAAGAUAUUAUUACUUUAAGAACCUACAUAGAUUUUAUUUUUAACCAUCAAAUUCUGCAUGUAAUCAUAACUAUACCAGGUAAUCUUUGAUUCUUAGACUUAAUAAAUUUUUUUCCCCAUCUUUGGGCCUUUAAGAGAAA
This is a messenger RNA of Heterocephalus glaber (naked mole-rat), 4089 nucleotides long. RefSeq names its product leucyl-tRNA synthetase 1 (gene Lars1). NCBI's taxonomy places the organism in Eukaryota, Metazoa, Chordata, Mammalia, Rodentia, Bathyergidae. Gene Ontology annotation, biological process: leucyl-tRNA aminoacylation. Gene Ontology annotation, molecular function: ATP binding; aminoacyl-tRNA deacylase activity; leucine-tRNA ligase activity. The record is from RefSeq and is a predicted model, not a curated record.